Poecilia latipinna (sailfin molly) is the source of this 3893-nucleotide messenger RNA. RefSeq names its product arfaptin-1-like. The coding region runs from base 237 to 1280 and encodes 347 amino acids. The record is from RefSeq and is a predicted model, not a curated record. Gene Ontology annotation, biological process: intracellular protein transport; regulation of Arp2/3 complex-mediated actin nucleation. Gene Ontology annotation, cellular component: trans-Golgi network membrane. Lineage: Eukaryota; Metazoa; Chordata; Actinopteri; Cyprinodontiformes; Poeciliidae. Gene Ontology annotation, molecular function: phospholipid binding; protein domain specific binding. The transcript is spliced from 8 exons.
AGCAUAAACCGAACACUUCCUCCAACAAACAAUCCUUUCAGAAGACACUUCCGGGAGAUGUGUUGGUCGCUUUUUUCGCUACUUUUAGUCUUAACGCUAACUUUUUAGAUCAACUCUAUUAUAAUUUUCCAAAAUAAAAAGUUAACAAAGACGCAGGAAUAACCCGACACAUAGAAAGUUGAAGACAAGAGGACGAAAAUAAGGAGGAGUCGCUUUUUUUAACAGACUUUAAGAAGAUGAUGGAGGCAUCGGAGGAGAACGGAGACGUCGCUGCCGCGUCCAACACCACAGAGGAAGAAGAAACUCCUCCAGAGGACAGACGUCACGACGAUGUGGACUUAAAGGAAACAAACAGGAACUCCAACCACACAGGUGAAGACGCGGCUGACAGUUCGACGACGGCCGCAGCAGCAGAGGUCGCCGUGGAAACGGACAAAAGCAAAGAUAAAGAGGUGACGGUCGUCCCCCAGAAACCAAACGGUGGACCUGUGGUCAUCGAAGCCGGCAACAAGAACCUGGCCAGCGAGAAGCUGGAGCGAGUCCGCAAGUGGAGCAUCAGCAAAUACAAGUGCACCCGGCAGGCUCUGGCCGAGCGGAUGGGCCGCGGCUCCCGGACGGUGGACCUGGACCUGGAGCCGCGCCUGGAGCUGCUCAGAGACGACCGGCAGCGCUACGACCACAUGACCAAGCUGGCUCAGACGCUGGCCAGUCAGUUCGCCCAGUUCUCCGUCACCCAGAAGGCGAUGGCCGACGCCUUCACUGAGCUCAGCUUCAAAACCAAGAACCUCCACGUGGAGUUCGACAUGAACGCUGAGGCUCAAAAGUUUCUGUCGAAGAGCACAGAGACCCUGCAGUCGGCCAUCAACGCCUUCACCUCCGACAUGAACACUCUGGUGAACAAAACCAUCGAGGACACCAUGAUCAACGCCAAGCAGUACGAGGCUGCCAGGAUCGAGUACGAUGCGUACCGAGUGGACCUGGAGGAGCUGAACAUGGGCCCACGGGACGCCAUCACCCUGCCUAAGCUGGAGCAGGCCCAGAAAACCUUCCAGGGCCAGAGGGAGCGGUACGAGAAGGUCCGGGACGAUCUGUCCGUCAAAGUCAAGCUGCUGGAGGAGAACAGGGUGAAAGUCCUCCACAACCAGCUGUGGCUGCUCCACAGCGCCGUCGCUGCUCACUGCUUGUCAUGUCACAGUUUCCUGGAGAAAAACAUGCAGCAGGCCUUCGAACACCUAAACGUCGCCAGCGCUGACGCCCCCUCCUGGCUGGAGGAAAGCUGACAAGCAUCAGGAUCAGUUUGAGAGACUUUAAGAUGCGUUUGAAAGGUUUCUGUUCGCUUUAUGCUGGGAGUUAGAAGGACAGUAAUUUAUUUUGGGUGAUGAAGGGGACAUUUGGGUUUGAUAUGAAGUUGUUCUGAAAUUAUUUUUGUUUAAAAAUGUAAUUUUCCGUUUUUGAAUCACAUAAUUAAUUGGAAGAAACCAACAGACCCUCUUUGUUUCCUCGGCCUGGAUUCAAACCGUUGUUCUGUAAAUCCGUUAAAUCCUCUGAGAGGCGCUAAGCUUCUCUUUGAACUCUGAAAAUCUGCUGCCGCUGCAGUCAGAGAGUCACAAAAGGUGCCUGAACGCCACGGCUGGAAAACAACUUCAGAGUGGAUUAGGGAUCUCAGUCCUCAGCCGACUAAAACCGCACACCUCUGUUUGCAUUUCCUUUAUUAGAAAACUAAACACUCAGGCAGCUCUCCGACUUUACAAGCUGGGAAACAUCUUUUUAAUACAUUUCCUUUAUUCACCUCAGGAAAAUCAUUUUCAAGAGCCGAACCCAAAUUCAGAUGAGAAGUUCAAGGUUUACAAAGAUUCAGUAAAAUAUUAACAAACCUCCAUUCUGACUCCAGACAGCUGAGGAAAUGAAGGUCUGGCUUGUUCACAGAUUCAGAUUUAAAACCUUUACCAGCUUUACAGCGACCAGUAGUUUGGAUCGAGCCAUAACUCAGAUGCUGAGGUUUAUUUUGAACCCGAGUCUUGGUAGCACUCGUUUUGGUGGACCAAAGAUUAAAAUGUAUUUUGUAUUCAUGUUGAUGACGACGUCUUCUUCUUUGUUAAAGUUUAGCUUUGUGUUUGAUGUGAUUAACAUCCAGUUAGCUGUUCUGUUGGUCGCAUAACAGAAAAAUCUGAAAUUCUUUAAUCUCUUUCUUCUUCUAUCAGCUAAAUUAAAUGUUGCUGGAAAUUUUCCAAUGAUGGUUUAAUCUUGAGCUACGUAUUUGUGUUUGCUAAAGAUGGUGGGAUGAAAACUGUUUCCUUCAAGUGACGUUUCAUUUUUAUGUUUAUUUAGUGCGACUCUUCAAGCACAACUUUAAUUCCAAUAGUAUGAGACUUUGUGAUUUAUCUUAUCCUUAUUUACCAGGUUUAAUAAUAAACUAACACAACUUAUUUUCUACAAACCAAAAAGGGAAACAGAAGAUCACCAUAUGCUGAUGAUGUUCAACUCUUUGUAGUUUUGUUAACAGCAGGUUGAGCCGUUUUAAAGAUAAUUCAGUAACAUUUUUCUCUCUAGUAACAGUCUGUAUAACACCAACUAACUAAAUAUGGGAAAGUUUAUACUUUAUCUCUCCUUGGUGGUGGUUAAAGAUGCCUUCACUGAAUGGAGACCCUGCUAUGUUUUCAAUGAUUCAUGAGAAACGUAGCCGGAUCGCUGCAAACUUGGAAACCUUUAGACGAUGUGGAUGCUGCGAUGCCUUCAGUUCUCACCAAACCGUGUUGCUUUGUUUGUGGCAGAUACAACCGACCCAAACCGCACCGUUCUGCUCCUCCUUCAGUUGGAGGUCAUCGGGUCAAGGGUUCGGUUUGGGUGAAGCUGCUGGCGACACACAACAUGGUCCGUUGAUUGGAGGACAAAAACAACGUUGCUGAUUGGGACAAAGACAACAGAUAGUCGUCACUCUAGUAUGACGUAACGUCAGUGGUUUGGGUACCAAACCAGUCCGUACCGUACCGCUCAAUGGAAACAAGGCAACUGUGCUUUCAUAUCCAAAAUGAAGCCUCACAUUCUAGAAAAUCAAACCUCCUAGGAAAGGUUAAAAGCUUUGUGGAACGCUCCAUAAAACAUAAUUAUGUCCCCAAAACGCAAUCUCCAAUAGUAUCUCUAGUGGUCAGCUAUCUCAGACCAAAAACCUGGAUUUAAGCUUGAUUUACUCCCAGAAGUCCAUCUGGACAAUCCAGGUUUGAUUCCAGAACAUCAAACUGAUCUGCAGAACGUUUUCUCCAUGUUUAGAACCGUUCUGGAUCUAAUGAAUCCUUAGUAUUUUUCUUAUAAUCCCCACAAAAACUCCAUCAAGACUCUGCAAAGACCGACCAUGUUUUAAUGUUUUUGUGCAGCUUGGUCUUCAUUCAGUUUCCAGCUUUUUCUUAAAUUCUGACAUUCCAGAUCAUUCCCAGCUUUCAGCACUUUGUUCAGUUUAAUCUGUACUCCAACGUAAAAUCCCAGUUUAUUUCCAGGCUGUCAUUGUUGGAGUGAACAAGUAAAGUAUUUGUUUCAUUAGAAGAUUUCAGAGUCUUUGUCUGAGAUUUUCUUCAGCACCAAAUCUUUAAGUUGGGAGCAAAUAUGGACCAAAAUGUCUUCUUUUUAUGACAAAAUUAUUGAUUUAAGUUGGAAAAGAUUUAGUGAGUUAUGUUGUUUCCUAAUGUCAAACUUUUAUGUGCUUUACACGUUUCUUAUGACUUUUCUGUUAUGUUUGCUCUUGUUUCUGAAUGUAUUUCUUUUUUUCUGUCCUUCACCUCGAAAGUAAGACAAACUAUGCAGAAGCUGUGGAUUCUUGUGUGCAAUAAAGUCCUGACUUUAUUUAUGCUUAAGCUGCCAAUAUGUAACAGCUGCCUUGAAUAAAUGACACCUUUAUGGGA